Molecule: messenger RNA, 2334 nt
Organism: Pseudomassariella vexata
Lineage: Eukaryota; Fungi; Ascomycota; Sordariomycetes; Amphisphaeriales; Pseudomassariaceae
Exons: 2
Coding region: 1-2334 (777 amino acids)
Molecular function (GO): protein binding
Source: RefSeq, a predicted model, not a curated record
AUGGCUGCCGUGACGACCACGCCGCCUCCGAACCAGUCCUCUCCGCCCAGAUCGGUCAAGCGAAUACCCCUGUCUGCCCCAGACCUAUCCCCAGAACGAUACAGGGGACACGAGUCAAACGAGCAUACGUCACCGAAGCGGUUGGUAACUGGUACAAUGGCGGAAGCAAGGAUGGGAAACGCACCCGUUUCUCCCGUACGACUUAGCUUCCAGCCAGAGAAUUGGGCGCAGCCAUCCAAUGUGAAUAUCGAGGGCAGUCAACCGCGGGGCCAUACGGAAAGAGAAUAUGCCAAGUCACCAGAUGCACCCCCUCCGCUGCCCCCGCCUCACGGUUCUACAUAUAUGCUGGACUCGAGACAACCGCCGUCAUCGGUACAGCAGAGCUCGGGCGAGCCGCUGCCACCACCGACGUUCACCGUGGACUUGCCGCACCGAACCGGGGAGGAUCAGCACUCAAGUCCUGCAGUCGUCCAAAUGAACUCCGGCAUGAGACAUAUGACGGAACGUGGGGAAGGGGCGGCGACACCUGAAAAGGAUAGCCAGAGCUACAGUAAAACGUUGCAUGGCCAUGAUCCGAAUCGACACAGCCGUGAUACCAACACCUCCUCUAGUACACAGCAGCAGACAUCUACCACCGAGUCGUCUACGGAAACGAAUGCAAGUUCGGUCUCCCAGGAUGCAUGCGAGAGUACGUUGCUGUCCGAACGGACAUCCCAAGAGGACUCUUUCACCGAGCCAGGCUUCCCGGAGGGUCAGUCUGUGCCUCAGCUACAUUAUCAUCACCAGGCAGCCGUUCCGCGUGUCUCGAGUGCGCCCCUUGAAGCGAAUGCCCGGAACGCUUCGAAUCCAGACCUGGCGGAAGAGGGAACGGCCAUAAAUCGCCAUCUCACCCCCAACUCCUAUGGAAGGAGGAGUUCUAUGCCCCGACCCCCAUCAGCUUACUCAUUACACUCAGAGUUGGAGUCUCGGGGGCGAUCCCCACACGGUCGAACCCCAUCUUCGCAAGCGCGCAGGUCUCCUGAAACACGACCGAUAUCAUAUGCAGAGUUGUUGAACGUACCAUACCCUCAACCAGCUCCGGCGCCCAUCACCUUUGAUAACUCUCAGCUACGCAACAAUGUUGGAACUAAUGCAGCGCUGUUGAGCGCUCAGAAGACGCUCGAGAUGUACAGGCAGAAUGUCAAGAAGACCAACGACGUUUCGAUUCAGUACUCGUUUGCUGUUUUCUUGAUAUCCACAGCCCAGGAACAGGGAUUCACGCCCGAGGAGCCUGCGAGGAGCAAAGUUACUAAGAACGGGAUAGACGAGGGGAACCCGUAUCGCGAUAGCAAGGAGUCAUCGCCUGCUGCAUUAGUGCGUGAAGCAAAAACUAUCCUGACAAGGUUAGCAAACGGCGGUUACCCGUUUGCCCAGUACUAUCUUGCCGAUGGGUAUGCAUCGGGCUUGUUCAACAAAGGCAAAGAAGACUAUAAUGCAGCCUUCCCGCUGUUUGUUCUGGCGGCGAAACACGGCCACGCGGAAUCGGGAUAUCGCGCUGGACUCUGUUAUGAAUUUGGCUGGGGUUGCCGCAAAGAUCCUGCGAAGGCAGUGCAAUUUCUGAGAACAGCUGCAUCCAAAAGCCAUCCAGGAGCCAUGACGCGACUCGGCAAGGCCUGUUUAUCCGGCGAUCUAGGCGAAAACAGAUAUCGCGAGGGUCUCAAAUGGCUGAAGCGAGCAACGGAAACCGCGGACAACAUCUACAACGCGGCGCCUUACCACCUCGGUGCUCUAUACGAAACUGGCUAUGGCGAAGACAUCUUCAAGGAUGAGGGUUAUGCCGCCGAAUUAUUUACGCAGGCAGCUGAGCUGGGUCACCCCGAGGCCAACUUCCGCAUGGGCGACGCCUACGAGCACGGCAAACUGAACUGCCCGCGCGAUCCCGCUCUGAGCGUUCAUUUCUACACGGGAGCAGCUGAACGUGGUCAUCCUGCGGCCAUGAUGGGACUUUGCGCCUGGUACCUGGUGGGAGCCGAGCCCGUCUUGGAGAAGGACGAAGAGGAAGCCUACGAGUGGGCAAGGAGAUCUGCAGACCUUGACUAUGUCAAAGCACAGUAUGCUGUCGGCUACUUCACCGAGAUGGGGAUCGGCUGCCGACGUGACAUAUUGGAGGCUAAUGUCUGGUAUGUCAAGGCUGCAGAUGCUGGCGAUGAGCGGGCCAAACAACGGCUUGCGGCUAUUCGUGCCGCCGUCAGCGGUGGUACCCCGAUGGAGGUCGCGCCUCCCAGAAACGCAAAGAUGAAGAAAGCCCAACAUAACAAAGAGGACAAGGACGAGAAGGAAUGUGUUGUUAUGUGA